CGGAGGCCGAGCGUGAGGAGCGGCCCGGGCCCGCCGCGCUGCCGCCGCCGAGUGCCGCCCGCCGCGGGGCUCCGCGCGACGCCCCGCACGCACCCGCACGCCUCGCUUUUUGCAGAGAGAAGGAAGAUGGAAAGCAACGCGGUGCUGCUGGAGUCCAAGUCCUCCCCUAUCAACCUGCUGAAUGAGAUGCACCAGCUGCGGCUCCUGGGCCACCUCUGCGACGUGACCGUCAGCGUGGAGUACCAGGGCGUCAGGGCAGAGUUUGUGGCUCACAAGGCUGUGUUGGCGGCGACCAGCAAGUUCUUCAAGGAGGUGUUCCUCAACGAGAAGGGCAUGGACGGCCCAAGGACCAACGUCUUCCUCAACGAGGUGCAGGUAGCCGAUUUCGCCUCCUUCCUUGAGUUCGUCUACACCGCAAAGGUCGAGGUGGAAGAAGACAGAGUGCAGCGCAUGCUAGAAAUAGCCGAAAAGCUCAAGUGCUUGGACCUCUCGGAAACUUGCUUCCAGCUAAAGAAGCAGAUGCUCGAAUCCGUGCUGCUGGAGCUGCAGAACUUCUCCGAGAGCUCCGAGGAGGAGAGCACUGCCCAGGGCAGCCUGUUGCUGGAGCCUGGGGCAGCCGCCGCGGCGGAAGCUGAGCGGGCGGAGCGUGCCCCGGAUCCCGCAGGCUCCGCAGCGCCCGGGCCCGGCCGCGGGACGGCUCCCCAGGGGCCGGCUCCCAAACCGAGAGAGAAGGCAGACAAGAAGAAGGAUUUGGUGAAGCCUCCUUACGCCAAAAUCAGAAGGGCGAGCGGGAGGCUGGCCGGGAGGAAGGUGUUUGUGGAAAUCCCCAAGAAGAAAUACACGAGGCGGCUGAGGGAGCAGCAGAAGAGCGCAGAGGUGGCUGCAGAAGGAGACAGGUACCCUCAGGGUGAGGAUGCGUGCGACACGGAGAGAGAGGAGGAGGAGGAUGAGGAGGAGCAGGCAGAGAGCGACAUGAAACCCGAGAGCGAAGAGUGUGACGGCAGCUUGGAAGCGGAGGGCAGCCCGCAAAAACGCGAAGAGGACAAGAAGAAACGAGGCAGCAACUUCAAGUGCAGCACGUGCCAGAAGGAAUUCCUGUACGAGAAAAGCUUCCUGAAGCACAUCCAGCACAGCCACGGCAUCGCAGCCGAGGUCGUGUACCGGUGCGAAACCUGCGGCCAGACCUUUGCCAACCGCUGCAACCUCAAAAGCCACCAGCGGCACGUCCACAGCAGCGAGCGCCACUUCCCUUGUGAGCUCUGCGGUAAGAAGUUCAAGAGGAAGAAGGACGUCAAGAGGCACAUUCUCCAGGUUCAUGAGGGUGGUGGGGAGCGUCAUCAGUGCCAGCAGUGUGGAAAGGGGUUGAGCUCCAAAACUGCCUUGAGGCUCCAUGAAAGGACGCAUACAGGCGACAAGCCUUAUGGGUGCACAGAGUGUGAGGCUAAGUUUUCUCAGCCUUCUGCACUUAAAACACACAUGAGAAUCCAUACUGGUGAGAAACCUUUUGUCUGUGAUGAAUGUGGUGCCAGGUUCACUCAGAAUCACAUGCUUAUCUAUCACAAACGCUGUCACACAGGGGAGAGGCCAUUCAUGUGUGAAACAUGUGGGAAGAGCUUUGCCUCCAAGGAGUACUUGAAACACCACAACAGGAUCCACACGGGCUCCAAACCUUUCAAAUGCGAAGUCUGCUUCAGGACGUUUGCGCAGAGGAACUCGCUCUACCAGCACAUCAAGGUGCACACAGGGGAGCGUCCCUACUGCUGUGACCAGUGUGGGAAGCAGUUCACGCAGCUGAAUGCGCUGCAGCGGCACCACCGCAUCCACACCGGCGAGAAGCCCUUCAUGUGCAACGCCUGCGGCCGCACCUUCACCGACAAGUCCACCCUGCGGCGGCACACCUCGAUACACGACAAAAACACCCCCUGGAAGUCCUUCCUGGUCGUUGUGGAGGGAGCAGCCAAGAGCGACGACGGCCACAAAACCGAGCUCCCGGAUGAGGAAUACGAGGUGUUGCCCAAGCUCCCCGACAAGCCGCCGCCUCUCCCUGAAAACGGCCACUGCCAGAGCGUGGCGGCCGGCCCGGGCAGCCUGCCAGCCCCGCAGGGCCACGGCUCCGCCUGCAAGGCCGCUGGGGCGCCGGGGCCGCAGCCAGCCCUGCUGGCCGGCUCCCUGAGCGAGCUGACGCUGCUGCACACACAGACGGGCUCCGCUCAGCCCCAGCUGCACGCCCUGGUCAACAUGGAAUAACCUGCCUACCGGAUCCCGUUUUAACCUUUGGAUAAUCCUUUGACUGUGCCACCAUAUCGCCAGGAGAAGCCGCUCCGGGGAGGGGCUGGAGCUGGAUCUCCUCCCCGCAGCCGUGGCCGCCCAGCUCCGGCAGGCAGAGCGCCGGCCGCCCGGGGCGCUGGUGCCGCAGCAGCAGCCGUCCCAGGGAGCCGUGGGACUGCGGCGGUGGGCUGCAGGCGGCCCGCGACCCCCCAGGCUGCGCACCAAGGUGGGACUCGGCUUUGCACUUGCUCUGGUGGCAGAGGCGUACAAUCAGGAGGAGGGAGGCCGUGCUUUGCAGCCGCAGAGCUCAGGGGAAGCCCUGGGCUGGAAAUGGAUGCAAACGGUGGGUUUGAGCAAGCUGCUUGUGGGGAAGGGUGUGUUUAAUCUGUGCAGCAAGGAGGCGGCUCGCUGCUGGCGAGUGGGAGGAGCCGGAGGCUCAGCACCAGGUUUGGUUCUCGGGGUGGGAUCGGUCCGUUUCAGCGCUGCUGGACACUGGCGGUCAGGCGGUUUUGGCGGUGAAGAGACAGACACGUCCCAUGUCAAAAGGUCAGAGGCUUAAGCUCCGUGGGAAAAGUGAGAGGAGAAAGUUUGUUGUGUUUGAGCUGCUACUUUGUUUGUUUGGCGGCGGUUCCGGCGGGGUCAGCAGAGGGCAGCAGCGGCUUUUCUCCUGCACGGAGGGACUGUGCUCCUAGGCUGCCUCAGCUCCCUGCAGGAGGCUCCGGACGGAGGUUUGCUUGCAGUCAGGGAGGUGUGUGACCGAUGCCGUGGGAAGAUGUGAGUGAGAGAUGCGGGUAGAGGACCGCAGGCUAUCAUUUCCCGGGGAGUGUGUCUUUGUCAGGCACUGCUGGACUCUGAGUGGCGGCUGUAGGUGGCUGCACCACUGUGGAUGUCAAAACACGGAGCUUUUAAGUCACUUUCCUGUUUGUUUCGCUGUUCCCUUCGACUGCUGAUGUGAUGUUUCCACUGUAGCUGUGAGAGAAGCUUGCCCCAGGUAGCAGCAGUGUAAGGAUAAGCACACGUGAGCCAUGUUUAGGGGCUGGCAGAGCAAUAAGGAUGCCCAGAGUGUGGCCCUGAGCGAUUUUUGAACCCAAAAGGUUCAGUCAGAGGCGUGUCUGUGGCACCAGAACUUGAUGUAGAAGAGAAAGGGACUAUUUUUGAGAGAGAGCAUUUGCAAGAGGCUAUAUUUGAAGUAUUUAUUUGAGCAGGCUGCCCCUGGUGAAGCUCAGCCCCGUGCAGAGCUGGUGUAGACACGUGUACAGCCUGAGCUCUGGCGCCCUGCAGCUGGGGCCACUGCUGUACUCCUGCCUUGUACAGGCCUGAGUGAGCCCUGUGAACUGUUCUGAUUAAAAUGCUGAAAGCUUCAA
Colius striatus (speckled mousebird) is the source of this 3632-nucleotide messenger RNA. Its product is annotated as GDNF-inducible zinc finger protein 1. The record is from RefSeq and is a predicted model, not a curated record. Gene Ontology annotation, molecular function: protein binding. The transcript is spliced from 6 exons. Bases 127 to 2247 code for a protein of 706 amino acids. NCBI's taxonomy places the organism in Eukaryota, Metazoa, Chordata, Aves, Coliiformes, Coliidae. Gene Ontology annotation, biological process: regulation of cytokine production; regulation of immune system process; negative regulation of transcription by RNA polymerase II.